This is a messenger RNA of Trichophyton benhamiae CBS 112371, 162 nucleotides long. RefSeq lists its product as uncharacterized. The transcript has a single exon. NCBI's taxonomy places the organism in Eukaryota, Fungi, Ascomycota, Eurotiomycetes, Onygenales, Arthrodermataceae. Bases 1 to 162 code for a protein of 53 amino acids. The record is from RefSeq and is a predicted model, not a curated record.
AUGGGGAGAGAGAAGAGACGACCUGAAGCCAUGAUGCUAGACCUCCUGGGCACAGCAAACAAAGGUAUCUCGAUAGAAACUCAGCAAUUGGGCAGGGCAGAGAAGAAGAGAAAAAGAGAAGACGGCGAAGUUUGGUGUUUGAGAAAGAGACGGAAGAUGUAA